UUAGCAGCCCAAGUCCUGGAAGAAAAAGGGGUCGGAUUUGGUCUCGUGGACUCAGAGAAAGAUGCUGCCGUGGCCAAAAAACUAGGGCUGGUUGAGGAAGACAGCGUGUACGUGUUUAAGGAGGAUGAAGUCAUUGAAUACGAUGGGGAAUUUUCAGCGGACACCUUGGUGGAGUUUCUCCUUGAUGUCCUGGAGGACCCCGUGGAGUUUAUUGACGGAGAAAACGAACUUGAAGCCUUUGAAAAUAUCGAGGAUGAGCCCAAACUCAUUGGGUACUUCAAGAAUGAGGACUCUGAGCAUUUCAAGGCCUACGAAGACGCUGCUGAAGAGUUCCAUCCUUACAUCCCUUUCUUUGCAACUUUUGACAGCAAGGUUGCAAAAAAGCUGUCUCUGAAGCUGAACGAAAUUGACUACUAUGAGCCCUUUAUGGAGAAGCCGGUCACUAUCCCGGACAAGCCGAACAGCGAGGAAGAGAUUGUCCAGUUCAUGGAGGAGCACAAGAGGCCAACUCUGAGAAAACUCCACCCAGACAGCAUGUAUGAAACCUGGGAGGACGAUAUCGACGGCAUUCACAUUGUCGCUUUUGCAGAGGAGGACGAUCCGGACGGUUACGAGUUCCUAGAGAUCCUGAAAGAAGUUGCCCAAGAGAACACAGACAACCCAGACCUCAGUAUCAUCUGGAUCGAUCCUGAGGAAUUCCCACUGCUGAUCCCCUACUGGGAGAAAACCUUUGGCAUCGACUUGUCCCGGCCUCAGAUUGGCGUUGUCAACGUAACGGAUGCUGACAGCGUGUGGCUGGACAUGGAUGACGAGGAAGACCUUCCUUCUGCAGAUGAGUUGGAAGACUGGAUUGAGGAUGUGCUGGAAGGAGAAAUUAACACUGAAGACGACGAUGACGAUGACGACGACGACGACGACGACUAAGGGCUGGCCCUUCCCAUUAUUCGUGCAAGGCGGGCCCUGCCUGGGAGGCUCCACCCACGUCCCAUCUUGUCCUAGCACAUCACCCAGCUGACCACAACAGCAGCACAUUUGGCCUGCACGAAAAUGCCACGGGCCACCAGACCCUAGCGAGAAAAUAUUUUUAUAUUGAUCUUAUUUACGUCCAAGGCCCUCACCGCAGUCUGACCAUUUCCCCUCCAUGAAUACCCCCUCUGGAAACUCCAAUCUGCCCUUGACCAGCGCAGGGGGAGAACUGGAUUUCUCCAAAUUUUUUCCAAAGGUCCUCUCCUUCUGCCCUCGGGCUCCCUUCGUGAGAAUGACCCCUUCCUGGGAUGACUCCGACCCCUGCCAAAUCCUUUUGAGACCCUAGAAAGGUUGCUCUGUUGCAGCCUUCGGGGGGGUGGAUUCCCCCCUAGCAUCACCAAAGGCGUGAUUAGCCCUGUUUGGGGGCUAGAUGAAUUUCCCAUCAUGCACCUCAACCCUGAGACUUGGCGCUUGCCCUCCAUCCUUGCAUUUCUGCUUCGGAGCUCUUUGGGGGCUCUUAAUUGGCAAGGCUGCUCUUAUCAAUGGAGUUCACCUAGGCGUCCCUCUAUCCGGGGGGCACGCACAAGGUGGAAUGCCAGAAUUAAAGUGGCUGCCAUCUUCACCAACACCCCCCUUCUGAUCCUGCCUGGGUCUUUAUGCUAUAAGGCUGGGGACAUGAUGUCAGCAUUUCUACUCCGGUUUUGGCUGUGAGGGGACUCUGGCAACCAUGUUCUUGCCUUUUCAGGUACAUAAACCCACAUCACUAGAGGGCAGCAGUUUAAUUUACAAAGAUAUUCAGCCAUGCGCAAGGAACAGCAGAAACAGGAAAAGUGGUCGGCAAACUUGUUGUUAACAUCCAUUCAAAAUUGUUCCCCGAGUGAUUCUUCUCCUUACACACACACACACACAGACACCCUGAAGGGGAUUUUGCUCUCAUGCCUCUUACACAUCACGAACCUCUCUUAUGCCCAACUCUUUUCGGGUUCUGCUUUUUUAGGAAGAGAACUUCUGAGUCAUUUGGCCAAAUAAACUGAAGAAGGAAGAGAUGUGCCCACAAUAAAAAUCAGAUGCAAAUUAACUUCUGAGCUUGGGGGCAAAGAGAUUCGGGCUCCAUGUUCCCGGUCUCUUUCAGGAAGGAGGGGAGCUGGCUCAGCAGGUGGUGGGGGGCGUAAUGUACAAUUUGUAUAUUUUUCAACACCUUUGUACAGAUCAACCAAAAGCGAUUAAAGAAAUGAAACAAUAAAAGGGUCUG
This is a messenger RNA of Python bivittatus (Burmese python), 2218 nucleotides long. Lineage: Eukaryota; Metazoa; Chordata; Lepidosauria; Squamata; Pythonidae. The record is from RefSeq and is a predicted model, not a curated record.